This is a messenger RNA of Homo sapiens (human), 12614 nucleotides long. RefSeq names its product FYN proto-oncogene, Src family tyrosine kinase (gene FYN). The transcript has 13 exons. The coding region runs from base 9594 to 11207 and encodes 537 amino acids. The record is from RefSeq and is a predicted model, not a curated record. Gene Ontology annotation, biological process: modulation of chemical synaptic transmission; Fc-gamma receptor signaling pathway involved in phagocytosis; negative regulation of angiogenesis. Lineage: Eukaryota; Metazoa; Chordata; Mammalia; Primates; Hominidae. Gene Ontology annotation, molecular function: type 5 metabotropic glutamate receptor binding; enzyme binding; CD4 receptor binding. Gene Ontology annotation, cellular component: Schaffer collateral - CA1 synapse; postsynaptic density, intracellular component; postsynaptic density.
AUUGUAAGCUGUGUAGAAGAGAAGGUAUCAGCCAUAUUUUUCCUUUUAGGCAGAGUUUGAUUUGCAGAGGCCUGGACUUCCUGCUUAUGUGUCUUUCCAGUGAAUAAGUGUGAUUCACCACAGUUCAAAGUAACCCCAUCUACAACGCCUCAUUUUUUUAAGUGAAAUUUUUCCAUGGGAAUAGAAUAGAGAGGAAUCCUGUAGGUCUUCCAUGAAAUUAUACUCCCUGCCUCUCAGAGUUUUACAAUAUAAUUAGGUUACUUGUUUGUCUUAAAUUUUUUUAUUAUCCUGUGCUUAUCUGGUUGAGGUGCCUGUUGAAGAGCAGGAGAUGAAGGUCAAGAAAUAUAAGCACAGUGCUCAAUUUUUUAAAAUAACUUUGUCUUACUGUUGCUCGUGGAUAGAAAUAAAAUUUUUCAUAUUAAACUAAUACUUAGCCGUUUGCUGAAACCUCUUAUCAAUUCUAAUAAUUUAUCUGUAUUCUCUUAGUUUUUCUGUGUAACAGACAUACCAUCUAUAAAUAAUUACAAGUUUUUGUUCUUUUUCAAUCUUUUAUCUUUUAUAUAUUUAUUUUUUCUUUUCCUACCACUCUGGCUAGGACCUGCAGGAAAUAGCACAGGGGAUAGGAAGUAGGGAUAGCGGGGAUAGGAAGUAGGGAUAGCACAGAUCCUUAGCUUGUUACUGAUUUUAAAGGGAAGGCUGUUAGCAUUUCACCAUUGAGUAUGGUGCUUACUGCUGGGUUUUGGUAAAUACUUUCUAUUAGAUUAUGAAAGUCCCCUUCUGAUCCUAGUUUGCUAAAAGUUUCUAUUUUAAAAAAUUAUAAAUGUGUUAAUUAUUACUGAGUGCCUUUUCUGUAUCUAUUGAUAAGAUCAUUGGGGUUUUCUCUUUUAAUCGGAUAGUACAGGAAUUAUUGUCAUCCAUUUUUUAAAGUUAAAUCAUCCUUGCAUUAUUAGCAAAAAUCCACAUUAGUCGUGAUAUAUUUUAUGCAUUGUUGGGUUCUGUUUGCUGAUAUUUUAUUUAGGAUUUUUACAUUUGUAUUUAUAUCUGAGAGUGGUCCAUAAUUUUCCUUUUUCCUACCAUCUUGGAUUUGGUUCUGAGAUAGUCCUAGUGCUUUUCCAUUUUCUAUCUCCUGCAUUUUUUUUUGGUUUUGAUCUAAAACACAGAUUUUUUUUUUACUUUUUUUUCUCUAAAACCAUCUGAACCUAGUGUUUAUUGGUUUUUGGAUUUUUUUGGGUGGAAGGAUGAGAAGCUUUUUAACUAAUGAAUCAGUUUUUUAAAGGUUAUUAGACUAUUCAGGUUUCUGUCUUGUUAGAAUAAUAAUUUGAAUUUUUCUGUGAUAUUCUUCAUUUCAUUGAAAUUUUCAAACUUAAUGGCACAUAUUUCUUCAUAGUAGUGUGCUGUUAUUUAAUCCUUGCUGAAUCUGUAGUUAUGUUCUCUCAUUCAUUCCUAAUGUUAUUAUUUGUAACAUCUCUGUAUUUUUCUUGAUCAGAUUUGGCUCUUAUUAGUCUUUCCAAAUAAAUAGCUUUUCCUUUGUUCAUCUUCUCUAGUGUAUCUUUGUUUUCUGAUUUUAAUUUCUACCCUUUAUUAUUUUCUUCUUCUGCUUUCUUUGGAUGUACUCUUAUUUACUUUCUGACUUCCUGAGUUGGAUACUUGUUCAUUAAUUCUCAGUCCUUUUUUCUUUCUAGGACAAGAUUUAAGUAUUUUAUUCUAAAUAAAACUGUAGUGAAAUCUGAUAUAUUCUAAUAUGGAGUAUUUUUAUCAUCACUCAGUUAUAAGAAUGUUGUAAUUACCAUAAUUAUUUCUUCUUUGAUUCAUGAGUUUUAUUAGCAGCAUCAUUUUGAAUUCCCAAAUGAAUGAGAGUCUUUAGUAAUCAUUUUGUUACGGAUUUCUAACUUAAAAAAUCUGUUGUGGUCUGGGAAUGUUGUUUGUAUGAUACUAUUUCCACAAAAUGCAUUGAGACUUGGUUUGUGGCCUAGGACAUGGUCAAUUCUUUUUAAAUAUUCCGUGAAUUUCUUUAGUGCAUAUUCUCCGAUGGGGGCUGUGGGGACAGAGUUCUAAAUAUGCCCAUUAGAUUAAAUCUCUUCAUUCUGUUGCUCACAUCUUCUAUAUCCUUAUUAAUCUGUCAAUCUCUUCAAGAGAGGUGUUAUUAAAAUCUCUCACUGUAUGUGUCACUUUGCCCUUAAAAUUCUGAUGAUUUGCUUUAUAAAUGGUUAUAACCAUUUUCCAGGAAGAACAUUAAAGAACUUUCCAUUGGCAUUAUCCAGUUUCCCUCAAAAUACUGGUUUUUUUUAUUUUGGCUUCUAAGCAGCUAUGAAUCCAGUUUCUCAGAAGCCCUUGUCUCAAGGCAUUUGUUUCCAGAUUACCUUGUUAGCAUCCACACUAUGGGCUAUUUUAGAAAAACAAAAAAAGUAUCAAAAUCAUAUAGCUAUGAUUUUCCUGUGCUUGAAGGAGCCUUAAAGCUCAUCUAGUCCAGCCAGUAUUUGUUCAUCCAAAUUCUGCCAAGAAAUCUCUAUUGUCAAGAUAUUCUUUACCAUCUUUGGGACAUUCUCAUUAUUAGAAACAAAUCCUAAGAAGAAAUUCUGCCAUAUACAACCCAUCCGUUCUUUAAAAAAAAAAAAAAAACAGCUUAAAUUUUCUUGUCUAAGCACAACAAUUUCCAGUGUUUGUAUUAGUUUUUCUCAACAGAAUUUCGAGUCCUUUUAACAUCGUAUUACUGUUAACAAGUUCUAAAUUCUGUGUGGUCAUGCUUUGAGAGACUGUCAGAUUAUACACACACACUCAGGUUGUGUGUGUGUUUGUGUGUUUGUGUUAAGGAAUGUUUUAGUGGGCACCUAUUAAGGAAGCCUCUCAGGAAACUACUGUAUAUUAAGGCCAAAACCAACUGAACCCAUCAUACGAUUUCUCUCCCUCAAGGAAAGCAAAUGAGAAUGAGCGACUGUAACCCUUGCCUGUUGUUCAUAAGCAUGUACACCAGGAUCUGUGUGAUCCUUUUCCUGAAGAUAAACAGCAUACUGCUCAAGGAAGGAAAACAACGCAUAGCAACAAAUUUCCUGUUUUUUAAAGAAAGAUCCAACUUGGUUUAGAAAUUAUGCUGGCUUGCUUUCUAUGUUUCUAAUAGAGAAUAAGGAGAAACUUGCUUCUCAUUUGCCGACAUGAGGAGAAAUCAUGCAGUCUUCCUAGAGGUCUCCAUCAUAAGCGAGUUUUCCAUCAUGUAGGUCAUUUAUCCCUGUCAUUUCUUAAUUCCAUAUUUGUUUCCACACACAGAUUUUGAACAUAUAUUUUGAACAUAUAUUUAUUUAAAAUAUUUGUUUUUAUCUAGCAUUGUGCUGAAAGUUUUACCCUAUUAUAAUUGUGUUAUCUACAUUUAAGUUUUUUACCUUUUAAGGAAAAGAAAAAGGAGAAACUCUACAAUCAUGCAAAAAGUAUAUAAUUUGCCUGGGAGAUGCAGAAUAACUUCUAGCAGAUAAUUACAUGCUUUGAACAUGAAAAGAAAUAGGGUAGAACCUGAACUAAAAGAGGACCAGGUUCUGUUCUCCCUCCCUCAGGGGAGGAUAUUUUAGAAUAUUUUGUGUUCAUGUUUUAAUAAGCUUUUGUUGGAUUAUUAAGGUGCAUUUAAGUUUUUCCAUCUUAGAAGUAUUCGGCUGGUGCAAAAGUAAUUACCAAUUACUAAUAUAAUCUUGUCAAGUAAAACCCACUCAUUGGGGUACAUAGAGCAAGCAUCCUCUUUUCCGUAGGGCAGCUCAGUCUGUGUAUCAUAAACAUGAUUAUCAUUGCCAUUCAAUUUUAGCUGUUGCUCCAGAGAGACUUAAAGGCAUGUCACAUGUGAGAGAUCAGCAGGCAAUAUUUGGGGCUAUGAAUAUUGAGCAAAUAUUAAGGUUUUUUUAAAGUUCACCUUCACUCAUGAUUUACCUGCCCUAAGGAAUUUGCCACAGAUUCCAAAUGUCAGCACUAGAAGAAGUGUCCGAGAUGAUCUGGAUGAACCAUUAUAGUGACUGAGGCCCAGGAAGAGUGAGUGGUUUACCUUAGGUAACCAGCAGGUCAGGGUAGAAUGCAUGUUUCUGUUCAGUCAUUUUAUUCACCUCCUAGGAAACAUAUUGCAGUGCAGUUGGUUUGCCACUUUUGAUCAAAUGCACCAAAUCUUCAAUUUGGAUUAAUCUUUUCAAUUACUGAGUAUACCGGUCCUUUCCCAUAGACUUAGAACAAACUACAAAUGCAGGCAACACAGGUAAUUAAUUUUAAAUUACCGAGUAGCCACAUUUAAAAAGCAAAAAGAAACACAUGAAAGUAAUGUUAAUAUUUUUAAAUUUAAGACGACCUGUGUAAAAUAUUAUCAUUUCAACAUGUAAUCAUAUUUUAAAAUUUAUUAAACAUUUUACAUUCUUUUUUCAUGCUGUCUUUGAAACCUGGUUAUAUGCUUUAUACUUACAUUACAUCUCAUCUUGAACCAGCCACAUGUGGUUAGUGCUUGCUUACCCUAUUAGCACAGGUCUAUAUGGAUGAACAGGUCCAAGCUCUACACCAAACCACAGGCCCCUAACCCUUGAGAUCAAAAAUGUCUCUGAGUACUAGUUCCCAUUUCUUUGAAUUUUUGCUCUUGAUACGCCAUGCAUGUCUCCUGAAAACCCAGAGAGGUGAGCAAGCAUGAACUGCUAUAAAAUGAGUGUGUCUGUUGAAAACAUGGUCCAGCUCCUGCUAAGAUAGCGUCAUUCUGUGAUACAAUAUUCCUGUCUUCAUCUAAUUCCAUGAAGUUCUGCAUUUCCUUAAUGUCAAAAGUUCCCUUACCAGCUGCAGCCGUUUCCUGUGGAUAAUGUUCUAAAUGGCUUUUAUUUAUGAGAUGUCUUGUGCUAUAACUGCUAUCAGAAUGAAUGUGUAUUCCAAAACCUAUUCCCCAAGUCAGUCUAAUUAACAAUCUUCUAAGAAAUAAUUGUUAAACUUCAGCUGUAGCUCACAACACGGGUAUGUCUCGCUUUGACCUAAUUACAGAAUGUAAUGUUAAAAUAUGUAAGGAAGGAGAUCAAAGAGGAAAGUCAUUUUGCUUUCUAUGUCUUCAUCUUGCUUUCUAUGUGCCUCAUAUUUCACAGCUCCCAACCUCCACUUCCAACUGGCUGAGGGAAGGAAACACAUGGAAUAGUAAUGAAUGAGUAUAGACGCUGAGGCUGUUUUAUUUUCCUCAUCUUUGAAGCAGGAACAAUAAUAGUGCCUAUCCUGGAGAUUCGUAAGAAUGAAGCAUGAAGCAUGGGAUCUGACAUAUCGUUGAUGCUCAACAAAUAUUAAAUUGCUUCAGAAAAAUAGCAAAUAGGUAUAUCUGGUGCGAAAAAUGGAAAGGAAGCCUGCCAGCUUUUUUUAAGGACACUAUCUGCAUUAUUCUUGGAAUUGAAUCCGGCUCCACCCAGGGCUGAGAGCUUUUCGUUUCCAUUGUGUCUUUAGCAUAGCCAUGCAAACCAACAUCACUUCCAAUGAUAGGGGAAUGCUGGAGUCAAAGCGACUAGUUCACUUCAGAGGACAGGCAGUGUAUAAUGUCAGGGGGAGGAGCUGACCCAAAUAAUGUGUUUCAAGUCAUCAGAACACGUUCAUGUCUGGUUUUCAUAGUAAAUUGUGACAGCUGCGCAGGAGAAGACAGAAUACACUUUUUAGAUGUUAUUUUGUUUAUUUUGUGAUGCUGCUUUAAACAGUUCCACAGAGUAAGGAAAUGGAGUUUUUACACUGUGAGACUUUAACUCCCUUCUUUCCUUGACUUGCCUCUUGGCUCUGCUUAAUAAGCCCUUUCAGCAAGACCUCAUCUGCUUUCCUUGAAGCUUCCAGGUAUUAUCUCUUGGUUGAAUAUAACAAAAAUCACACCAAGUAGCUACCUGACACUCAUGGGUGCAAGUAUCUCAUAGGAAACUGGUGAAUUCUGAAAAUGCUUUUGAGCCACUUCCUUUCACUGCUGGACUCUCUUAAUCUACUUACUAAAGUGCUACUUGGACAAGAGAGUAUUGACAGUUACAGGGAAAAACAAUGUAGAAUCCCAGGCCAUGUGUAGGUUUCUGUGGACACAUUUUAAUUUUUUAAAGAAUAUUUUAGUUAUCUAAAUUAUGUACCUAACCAUUUAUAUUGAGUACAUAAAUUCUCAGUAAAUUAGCGUCUCUCUUUUGAGGGCUGUGUGUUAUCUGCUCCUGUGAUCCAAAUAUAUAGCACUAAGACAAUAUAAGGGAUUCUCUCUCUCUCUCUGUCUCUCAUUCUCUCUCUCUCUUCCUUCCCCCCUUCCUUUCUCUCCCUGCCUCCCUCCCUCUACCCUCUCUCUGUUUGUCCUAAUUUACCUGACGUUUUAGCCCUUGUUGCUGUUGGAGGAUUCUAAAGAUGAAGCCACUCAUAACCUUAAUGCCUGAUAGCAUAGAGAAUAGUUGGUGACUUCACCAGAACUUACACACCCAUGCCUUUUCUUUUUUGCUUUGCCAUGAGUAGGCAGUUGCAUACUUUAUUUAGCAAAAGAGAGAACUGUUAAAAAGCUACUAAGUAGUGGUAUAUUCAUACCAUGGAAUACUACUAGGCAAUAAAAGCUACUAUAAUGGAUAAAGCAAUAAAAACUACUAUGCCACUCAGCAGCAAUAAACUACUGAAUAUACAAUAUCAUGGACAAAUGUCAAAAACUUGCCACAUAAAAUAAGUAGACACAAAGAAUACAUACUGUAUGAUUACCUUUAUAUGAAACCCUAGACCAGAGAAAACUAAUCUGUCGUGGUAGAAAUCACAACCGUGUUUGCCUGGGAUGGAAUUGACUACAAAGGGACCCCAGUGCAUCUUUCUAGGGUGAUGAAAAUGUUCUAGAUCUUGAUGGGGGUUUAGAUUAUACAGGUAUAUACGUUUGUCAGAACUCAUUGAACUGUAAACUUAAAUCUGUUUAUACAUUGCACUGUGGAUAAAUUAUGCCUAAACUUUAAAAAAAAGAAGAGGGAACUAAAAAAUCCACACGCCUUGCUAAACCUCCUCAAAUUAUUAGAAAUUCUCUUUCACUUAUGAACUAUUUUCUUGAAAGACAGCUACCAGGUAUCACUAUCACCAUCUUUUUGUACCAGGUACGUGGGUUCCUUUCAGACUCUUCCUGGUGCUGCAAUACACAGUGGUCACCCACAUUUGAGAAACAUACAGUGCCUUCCUUUUCCCAGGAGAUUAUCCCAGAGUUACAUGGGAAAUCAAUGUUGUAUAAGUUGCACAGGGGAAACAUUACUGAAGGCAUUUUUUUGGAAGGUAUAAGUGUAUUCACUCCCCAGUGUAUUGUGGGCUGUGUUAAUUCAGAAUUUGGAAGAGAAUGCUCUUAAGCCAGGAUGUUUUGUAAAGUGUUCUGUGUUGCAAUGUGCAGAUGUUUACAUCAAAUUUUAAAUCUUUCACUUACCUGCUCACCUUCUCCCUCCAGAACAUGCUGCCUGUUGUUAAGCACUGUUUCUGAAAUACAAAUCCAUUGUGCAACUCUUGCUCAGAAACUACAGUGGCCUGCUCCCUCCUUCACAUUUGGGCCCUGCUUAACUCUCUAGUUACCUGCAUUCGCUCAUUCUUGGCUUGUGUCACACCAAACAAAGCUGCUCCCUGGCAUGCUCCUCUCUCCUGAAUCCAUGCCUUUGUAAGAGCUGUUCUGCAGCCUGCAAAGCACCCUGCCCAUCCCCUUGCGCACCCCCUUUUUCACCAGUCCUUCCCACAGGCCCCACUCAGAUGCCCAUCCUCUGAGAACCCAUCCCAGCUUUUGCAGGAGGGAUGAGUCACAUGCCCAAGCUUCAAGAACACUGUAUGUGUUUCUUCAGGCAAGCAGGCUUACUACAUUGGAGAGAACAGGUCCUUUCCUUGUCUGCCUUCUCCCAUGGGCUGGACACCCUUCAGUGAAAGAGAUGGCAUUCGCGUCUGUAUUUUGUGCACACUGCUUGGAUACAUAGUAUUUGCCCAUGAAUGAUGGGUGAAUGGGUGGGUAGGUGGAUGGAUGGAUAGAUUCAUUCACUCACUCACUCAUUCAUUCAACACUGCAGCAGUAGCCUUCUUUGUGGGACCACCAAAGAGGAGACAAAUAAGAACCAGAAUGUUGUGUGGCCCUAGCAAAAGCAGAUUUUUCUGGGCGGAUGUUAAAGUAUUCCAGUCCCACUUUCCUUGCUUUAUUUUUCCAAGCAAUAAGGAGAACAUGACAAUAUUCUUUGCCGGGGUUGUACUUUCUACCUCUCCUCUGCAUAAGGGUAUUCCUACCUAAUUCUAAGAGAAAAAAUGAAAACUUACCACUAAUGAUAUAAAAAGCAUAUUUAUUGUUAGGUGAUAUUUGUAUUUUGGGGGUUUUUUCCUCACUAGGAAAAUUUUCUAAAUACCUUUGCAUAUACCACUUUGUUUUAUCUUUACAAAAAUCUCAUUAAUUAAGCAGGGGAUGGAUCAUCAUUCCCACCAGGCAAAUGAGAUAACUGACGUGUAGUAAAAGCCUGAUGAUUUUUCCAAAGUUACACAUCUGGUUAGUGAUAAUGCUGGGACCAGAAUAGGAGUCCAUGUGUUCCCACCAGACUGGGAGAUUGUUCCAAAGAACAAGUUCCCAGGAAAGAUCAAAUAAUUGCUGGAAAAGCACUUCCGAUCUCCAGCAAAAACAGAUCUUUCCAGCUGAGUGCCCUCCCUAAGGCCUGAAGAGUAUUAUCUGCCAAGUAGCUAUUCUUUUGUCUUCUGCAUAAACCACUGCAGGCUGAAGGCCACUGUGAAAUCUGUGAGAAUCAAGAGCAGCCAUCCACUGCAGAAAUAUAUGUUAUGAAACUUAAGGAAUAAGUCACUGUCCAUCCAGAGAGAAAUUAGAGAAUGCCUUUUCUGAAAUCUCUGCUAGGACACAGGUGUGGGCCCUAACGCAGAUAUGAAGCUUUGUCCCCAGUGCUAAGACGAGACAGCUAUUUUUGCUGGGCCAAUGUAAUAUUUAAAAGCAAACAUUUAACAGUAGGAUAACGGCUGCUGAAGCUGCAUUUGCAGCUGCAGCUGCAUCAUUCCUCUGGGGAAGGCAAGAUGGCUCUUCUCCAGCUAUUCAUGAAGGGCAAGAGUUGGGAGCAGAAAGAGAAUUUGCUCAUACGUAAUACUGUGCGGUCCAAUCUCAUGUCCCAUGUGAGAUGCCUAAGUCAGAAGCUGACUGCAAAGACAGCUCAUCGGCUUGGAGACCCAGGGUUCAUUCUGCAAGAUCUUUCAGGCCACUUUUUUUCUAUAAUAAAUGAAAUCCUUUGCAUUUUAUUGGGAGUAAGAGAGCCAGAUCUUUUCAGACAUUAACAAAUGAGGGGCCGUGAAUGUGGUCCACCUUACUGAUUUGCUGCACCAAGGAGACCACAGUCACUCCAGAUCUUAAACAUAUUCAUAAUUGUGUUUGGAGCAAAGUUACCAUUGGAAUCAGAUUUUCACAGUGCUGGUACCGAUCUCUGGGAUCCUCUUGUCCUUUUUUGCAUUUACUCUGCUCUGUUCCUUCUUUCCCACUUAUCUUCCUUUCAGGGUCUCCACUGGCUGUCUUUGCUAACCAAAUAUACAGGAGUUUCCUUGGUCACAAUUAGAAAAUGAGCUUCCAAAAGAAGAGGCACCGAGGGCCCUUGGCACAGGACACAGGAAGGGACUGAUCACGAAUUUAGAUAAUGGGCUGUGUGCAAUGUAAGGAUAAAGAAGCAACAAAACUGACGGAGGAGAGGGACGGCAGCCUGAACCAGAGCUCUGGGUACCGCUAUGGCACAGACCCCACCCCUCAGCACUACCCCAGCUUCGGUGUGACCUCCAUCCCCAACUACAACAACUUCCACGCAGCCGGGGGCCAAGGACUCACCGUCUUUGGAGGUGUGAACUCUUCGUCUCAUACGGGGACCUUGCGUACGAGAGGAGGAACAGGAGUGACACUCUUUGUGGCCCUUUAUGACUAUGAAGCACGGACAGAAGAUGACCUGAGUUUUCACAAAGGAGAAAAAUUUCAAAUAUUGAACAGCUCGGAAGGAGAUUGGUGGGAAGCCCGCUCCUUGACAACUGGAGAGACAGGUUACAUUCCCAGCAAUUAUGUGGCUCCAGUUGACUCUAUCCAGGCAGAAGAGUGGUACUUUGGAAAACUUGGCCGAAAAGAUGCUGAGCGACAGCUAUUGUCCUUUGGAAACCCAAGAGGUACCUUUCUUAUCCGCGAGAGUGAAACCACCAAAGGUGCCUAUUCACUUUCUAUCCGUGAUUGGGAUGAUAUGAAAGGAGACCAUGUCAAACAUUAUAAAAUUCGCAAACUUGACAAUGGUGGAUACUACAUUACCACCCGGGCCCAGUUUGAAACACUUCAGCAGCUUGUACAACAUUACUCAGAGAGAGCUGCAGGUCUCUGCUGCCGCCUAGUAGUUCCCUGUCACAAAGGGAUGCCAAGGCUUACCGAUCUGUCUGUCAAAACCAAAGAUGUCUGGGAAAUCCCUCGAGAAUCCCUGCAGUUGAUCAAGAGACUGGGAAAUGGGCAGUUUGGGGAAGUAUGGAUGGGUACCUGGAAUGGAAACACAAAAGUAGCCAUAAAGACUCUUAAACCAGGCACAAUGUCCCCCGAAUCAUUCCUUGAGGAAGCGCAGAUCAUGAAGAAGCUGAAGCACGACAAGCUGGUCCAGCUCUAUGCAGUGGUGUCUGAGGAGCCCAUCUACAUCGUCACCGAGUAUAUGAACAAAGGAAGUUUACUGGAUUUCUUAAAAGAUGGAGAAGGAAGAGCUCUGAAAUUACCAAAUCUUGUGGACAUGGCAGCACAGGUGGCUGCAGGAAUGGCUUACAUCGAGCGCAUGAAUUAUAUCCAUAGAGAUCUGCGAUCAGCAAACAUUCUAGUGGGGAAUGGACUCAUAUGCAAGAUUGCUGACUUCGGAUUGGCCCGAUUGAUAGAAGACAAUGAGUACACAGCAAGACAAGGUGCAAAGUUCCCCAUCAAGUGGACGGCCCCCGAGGCAGCCCUGUACGGGAGGUUCACAAUCAAGUCUGACGUGUGGUCUUUUGGAAUCUUACUCACAGAGCUGGUCACCAAAGGAAGAGUGCCAUACCCAGGCAUGAACAACCGGGAGGUGCUGGAGCAGGUGGAGCGAGGCUACAGGAUGCCCUGCCCGCAGGACUGCCCCAUCUCUCUGCAUGAGCUCAUGAUCCACUGCUGGAAAAAGGACCCUGAAGAACGCCCCACUUUUGAGUACUUGCAGAGCUUCCUGGAAGACUACUUUACCGCGACAGAGCCCCAGUACCAACCUGGUGAAAACCUGUAAGGCCCGGGUCUGCGGAGAGAGGCCUUGUCCCAGAGGCUGCCCCACCCCUCCCCAUUAGCUUUCAAUUCCGUAGCCAGCUGCUCCCCAGCAGCGGAACCGCCCAGGAUCAGAUUGCAUGUGACUCUGAAGCUGACGAACUUCCAUGGCCCUCAUUAAUGACACUUGUCCCCAAAUCCGAACCUCCUCUGUGAAGCAUUCGAGACAGAACCUUGUUAUUUCUCAGACUUUGGAAAAUGCAUUGUAUCGAUGUUAUGUAAAAGGCCAAACCUCUGUUCAGUGUAAAUAGUUACUCCAGUGCCAACAAUCCUAGUGCUUUCCUUUUUUAAAAAUGCAAAUCCUAUGUGAUUUUAACUCUGUCUUCACCUGAUUCAACUAAAAAAAAAAAAGUAUUAUUUUCCAAAAGUGGCCUCUUUGUCUAAAACAAUAAAAUUUUUUUUCAUGUUUUAACAAAAACCAAUCAGGACAGGUGUUUGUUUUUGUUUUCUUUUUUAUAAAUAUGAAUAUAUAUAAUAUAUAUGUCCCUGUACAUAUACAAUGUGGGUGCUAAUGUGGAGACUGUGGCCGGCCUGAGCCACCAAGCUGCGGGACCCAGAGGGAGGAUUUUACUGCAAGUCAGCAUCAAAGCACCGGUGUUAUUCUGAAAACACCAGUGGCCUCAUUUUUGGCUUUUGCAAAGCAUGAAUUUUUUCAUUUGGAUUGCACUUUCCUGGUUCAUGACUGUACCUGUAGGUGGUUGUUACUUUGACUCUUUUCAGGAACCACCCCCCAAGCUGAAUUUACAAGUUCUGUUAGCACUAUUUGCUUCAACUUACUGCGAUUUGUUCUCAAAACUUAAAAAUAAGCAAGCAAAUGGCUGAUACUACCAAGAGAACUGGAAGAUGGAUACCACACAAACUUCUUGUAUAAAAAUAUGAAUGCUGAAAUGUUUCAGACAUUUUUAAUUUAAUAAACCUGUAACCACAUUUAAGUGAUCUAAAACCCAUAGCAUUGUAGUCAUGGCAACCCGCUAAACUUUCUCAUGCAACUAAAAUUUCUGGGGGAAAUGAGGGUGGGGGUUGUACAUUUCCCAUUGUAAAAUAAGUGUUUUAAAUGUCCUGUACUGCUAACGAAUGACUUUCUAUAUGUCCAGGAGUUCUCCAGUGGAAUAACUAUGCACUACUUUACAUUUCAUGGGGAUGCACAAAAACAAAAAAGUAUUACAUUUUUAGUUGCUGUUUGUACCAACCUUAAAUUACAUAUGUUUAACAACAACAAAUCAAAAAUCCUAUUUCUAUUGAGUUUUUAAUACUGACUAGCAACUCUGAAGUCUUAAUUCCUUUUUUGUUAUGAUUUAUUUGUGAGUUUACAUUUUUAAAUUGUUUAACUUUCUUAAUUUAGUAAUUAAAAAGAGAGCAUUUUACAUUUGAA